GUGAAAGAAGAAGUGCAGGGAGCGUGUGCUGUGCCGGUGUGAGGUGAAUGAGCAGAGGCCGCCUGCCCGCAGCACAGAGGUUCCCAACUUCCCCUUCUUCCUGCAGAAGGCAGCGGGCGGGCAGCGAGACAGCAGCAGCCGCACAGCUUGCCCACCGGCCUGCUGAAGAACGCCAGGCAAAUUCUUGUGCGGUAUUCAGUUUCGCCACGGUUAAGUGGAACCUCCUUGGGAGUCAGGGUGGGAGCCAGUUCCUGGAGGAGAUUUGAUACACGACAUGGAUUACUGCUGGGCCCCUUUCCUCUGCCUGUGUCUCUUGGCGUCUCAGAGCAGGACAGAAGAGGCGUCCCAGAAGAUCCUGAAAUGGAUGCAGAAAAUGGAGGCGAUAACCAGGGGCAGGAGCAGCCCACCUCAUGCUGACCUUGUUCACGGCCUAGAGUCGGAGCUGCUCAAUGCCAGCUUCAGCGGCUACAACCUCACCUUGCAGACGCACUCCAUCCAGGCACUGGCCUUCAAGCUGAACUGCAACUUCGCUGGCCUCUCUCUGAGCAGUGCCGCUCUGGAGAAGGUCCCCCAGGCCCAGCCCCAACACGCCAUGCAGUUCCCGGCCGAGCUGACCCGGAAUGCCUGCAGGACCCGCUCUGGGGAGCUUCGUCUCAUUUGUAUCUACUUCUCCAGCAGCCGCUUUUUCCAGAAAGACAUCAACUCAUCUCUGCUCAAUAACUAUGUUCUGGGGGCCCAGCUGAGCCAUGGACACGUGAGCAACCUCAGUGAACCAGUGAACAUCAGCUUCUGGCACAACCAAAGCCUGGAAGGCUACACAGUGACCUGUGUCUUCUGGAAGGAGAGCGCCAAGGAGAGCUACUGGGGGGCCUGGAGCCCCGAGGGCUGUCACACACAGCAGCCCUCACCUUCCCAGGUGCUCUGUCACUGCAACCACCUCACCUACUUUGCUGUUCUUAUGCAACUCUCCCAGGCCCCUAUCCCUGCAGAGUUGCUGGCGCCUCUCACCUACAUCUCCCUGGUGGGUUGCAGCAUCUCCAUCGUGGCCUCGCUGCUCACUGUCUUGCUGCACCUCCAGGCCAGGAAGCAGAGUGACUCCGUAACACGCAUCCACAUGAACCUGCACGCCUCCGUGCUGCUCCUCAACAUCGCCUUCCUGCUGAGCCCUGUGCUGGCCACGCCCCCAGUGCCCGGGGCAGCGUGCGUGAUGCUGGCCGCCACCCUGCACUUCGCGCUGCUCAGCUGCCUCACCUGGAUGGCCAUUGAAGGCUUCAACCUCUACCUCCUACUCGGGCGCGUCUACAACAUCUACAUCCGCCGAUACGUGCUCAAGCUCUGUGCCGUGGGCUGGGGGGUCCCGGCCUUCCUAGUGCUGCUCCUUCUUGCCGUCAAGAGCUCUGUUUACGGACCCUUCAAGAUCCAACUCUCCGACAGCCGGGGAAACAGCACGGUCUUCAAGACCACGUCCAUAUGCUGGGUGCAGAACUCCUGGGUGCACCGUGUCCUGGUCAUGGGCUAUGGUGGCCUCACGUCCCUCUUCAACCUGGUGGUGCUGGCCUGGGCGCUGAGGGUCCUCAACAAACUGCGGGCACAGGAGAAGGUGCCGGGCUCCCGGGCCUGCCGGGACACCGUCACCGUGCUGGGCCUCACGGUGCUGCUGGGCACCACCUGGGCCUUGGCCUUCUUCUCCUUCAGCGUCUUCCUGCUGCCCCAGCUCUUUCUCUUCACCAUCUUCAACUCGCUCUACGGUUUCUUCCUCUUCCUGUGGUUCUGUUCUCAGAGGUGCCGCUCAGAGGCAGAGGCCGAGGCAGAGAUGGAGGUAUUCACCUCCUCCCAGAUGGUGCAGUAGUCUGGACUACCUGGACUUUCUGGCCCGGAGCUCCGAGACUCUCUGGGUGCCUGCAGAAGAGAAGAUGGCAGGCCAGCUGCUGGAGGCCAGAGGUCACUGUCACCUCCUGGGGGCCUUUUCCACCUCCAUGGCUUCCCCAGGCCCAGAGGGCAGGAUGUUGCUCUACCUCCUCUGGCAUUAUGCUCCAAAUGCCAGGUCAACCCCACCUGGGGGCAGCCAACUCGCCCCUGGUGCCUGGGCCCAGCUGGCCAAGCCUGUGACCAGAGCACUGGUCAUGGAGUCAAAAGGUCAUGUUUCAGCUUCUGGCUCUGAGUCUCCCUGUCUGACCUUGGACCUGUCAUUUCUCACUGACCCUCACUGACCAUCUGUGACAUUGGGACAGAUGGCUCUGGUCUUGCCCUGUCCCAGAGCUCUAUGCAGAUUGAAUGAGACCAGGGAGGAAGAGGUCAUAGUGGGGUGGGGCAGCUGGCUGAGGGCAGCUGGGGACAGGGUCUUGACCAGCCUGUCCUGGAAAGGCCUGCUGGGCCCUGCUUCCUUCCUUGGGGAGAGGGUCAUCCCAGGCCAGGGGUCCCCAACCCAGUGCUUAGAGACCCACCUAGUGUCUGAGACCUCAUCAGCCUGUGUCCAAAGUUUCUUUUCCUUUUGCUCCCAGAUUAUGAGGACUAACUCCAAGCCCACCUUUCCCAAAGAUCAGAAAAUCCUGUCCUUCCCAGAAGCUCCUCCUCCAGGGCUCCCCAGACCGCUAUAGGCCAUUUAGACUAGUGACUGAGGUCAUAGGACUUCCUGGAGGUGGGAGGGGAGUGCCUCAUUCCCCUCCAUCUGAGCUCCAGUGGCCAGGCAUUUUGAUGACUGGGCGGGUUUGAAUUUCCCCUGGUAAGGUGUGAGGAUGUGUGUUCUAAAUCUCAGAUAUUUUGGUCUGUUCUCUUGGAGCUGGGAGGCACCUACAGUAUUUAUAAAUUGGUAUAAAUUAUGCAAGUCUUUUGUCAUGCUGCACAUUCUUGUUUUCUUCUCAUUUGCUAUGUUAGCCGUCACUGUUGUAGAGAAUCACCAUUGCCCUUGACCUGUCCUAACAGAUCGAGUAGACCACGCCUGAAGCCAGCGCAUUUCCCAGACUUCCCACCAGGGGGCGAUGUUGGCCCACAGCGGAAGCCAUUGGGUCCAAAACCACGUCUGGAGAUGCUGUGGUCGCCUGUCUGUGGACACAACACACCAGAUGGAGAGGCCCUGCCUCCAGGACUGUGCGUGCUGAGUGACCAGCAGGGGGAAUGCCACCUUGCCUAGAUGGCCAUUUCUCUUUCCCAACACAGCCGCCCGCUCUGGCUCUCAGUGUCUUGCGCUCUGGGCAUCUUGCACUAGAGCAGUGGGCUGGGAUAGUUCUCAGGGACUGGCUCCAGGCCAUCAGACAGAUUUUGAUGACUUUGAACAUCACAGGGCGGGAAUUGGAGCCAGAUCCCUUUUCUCCCGGGGGGACCCUCUGCCCUCUGUUCAUUUCUUAAAUGAAUAGCCUUUCAUGAGGUGGCGAGUGGUUUAAUUCCAGGGCUAGACAGCCUGGGCUCAAGUGCCAGGCCUGUCACUUGUUGGCUGUGUGACCAUGGACGGACCAUUCCAUCUGUCUGUGCCUGAGUUUUCCCUUCUGUAAGAUAGGGGUAAUAGUAAUACCUACUUAGAAGGUUAAAUAAAAUGACCCAUAUAAAGAGGCUUAGCAGAGGGUAAGUAAGUGCUCAGUAAAUGGUUACUGCCAUCA
Dama dama (fallow deer) is the source of this 3593-nucleotide messenger RNA. It is a transcript of the gene ADGRG5, whose product is annotated as adhesion G protein-coupled receptor G5. NCBI's taxonomy places the organism in Eukaryota, Metazoa, Chordata, Mammalia, Artiodactyla, Cervidae. The record is from RefSeq and is a predicted model, not a curated record. Gene Ontology annotation, cellular component: membrane. Gene Ontology annotation, molecular function: G protein-coupled receptor activity. Bases 275 to 1849 code for a protein of 524 amino acids. The transcript has 13 exons. Gene Ontology annotation, biological process: cell surface receptor signaling pathway; adenylate cyclase-activating G protein-coupled receptor signaling pathway.